AUGGGUAAUAAAUUGUCCAGCCCAGUCGAUCAACAGAUUUCUUUCAUAGAAACAGGACCUGGAAAUUUAAAUUAUCAUAUAUUCAAUCAUCCUAAAAAGUAUAGAACAGCAGCAUUUCCAGCGUUGGGAUAUGGCUUAGCAAAUUGUCCGGCGGAUGUUGUAGCAAAAGCAAUUAUUGAUGCAGCUAUCAAAGUUAAUUUUAAAAAAUGUCGAUCUGAUAUCAAAUCUCAUCUUAAAUCAUGUUCACAAGUCAAAGGUCGAGACAAUGAAGAAAAAAUUGAUAGUUGGACACAACAAUCAGUUCUAAAAUUCUACAAAUAUUGCUUGAAUCAUAAUAUAUGGCCAACAAUUAAUCUUGAUCAAAGAGAGGUCACGUUAACUGGUGAAAAAAAUCUAUCGAAGAUGGCAACAAACAUUUUCUUGAAUUAA
This is a messenger RNA of Rotaria socialis, 429 nucleotides long. Lineage: Eukaryota; Metazoa; Rotifera; Eurotatoria; Philodinida; Philodinidae. The record is from the annotation of a GenBank genome assembly.